Molecule: messenger RNA, 3550 nt
Organism: Zootermopsis nevadensis
Lineage: Eukaryota; Metazoa; Arthropoda; Insecta; Blattodea; Termopsidae
Product: vascular endothelial growth factor A-like
Biological process (GO): positive regulation of protein autophosphorylation; positive regulation of cell population proliferation
Cellular component (GO): membrane
Molecular function (GO): growth factor receptor binding; growth factor activity
Source: RefSeq, a predicted model, not a curated record
UAAGUUAAUCACGUCCUGUGUUGGUAUAACCUGUGAUUACGUCUCUGCAAUAUGCUCCAGCGAUUGUAUUUAAACUCAGUAAGCUUUUAGCGUUAUUCAGAUGUCGUAAGGAGAAAGGGCGUUCAGAACUAGUAAAAGUGGUAAUGGGUGAAAGUGUGAAUAAAAUACAGUGUGUUUCUCUGGUGGCAUAUCUUUUUGCCAUCUGGGUUUCUUAUGCAAAAGAAGACAGUGAAUCGUGGCUACCUAUAACUUUUCCUUCUGAAGUUGGAAAGCCAUCAUUUACACACACGUCAGUGGCAAGACUUGCUCCGAGAAACGACGACUCUAUUGUUUUUGCACAUGAUCAUGAUAUUCCUGAUGAGGAGGACCGCCACGUAACAGAGAACCCAAAAAAGAAUUCAUUGCAGAUUCCUCUUGAUCUCAUCCAGUGCCUAAACAGUGUUGAAAAUGUCACAGAUCUUGAUAAGUGUAUAAGUAAAGACACAGUGCCUGAUGACGAUAAUCCAGAAUCUGGAGUAGGAAAUCGAUUUGGGGAUGAUGAAGGAGUUGACAGAAAAGCUGCUAUUAUCCCGAAGUCAGCCACUUGUGCACCGGAACUUGUGACAGUUACGUUACAAAACCUAGAUGACAAGUCUGUGGUUUAUUACCCAUCAUGCACCCGUGUGGAGCGUUGUGGUGGAUGUUGUUCACAUGACUUGCUAAGCUGUCAACCAACAGCCACCGAACUUCUCACAUUCCAGGUUAUAGAGACAAGGUAUGAAGGUGGAACCAAACUCAGAUACAAAGGAAAAAAAUAUGUUACUGUGGAACAACACACAAAAUGUAAAUGUGACUGCAAAGUCAAAGAAGAGCAUUGCAAUAAGUUACAACAGUACGAAAAAAGCGAAUGUAGCUGCACCUGUGUUAAUGUGGAUGAGGAACAGAAAUGUAUAGCAGAAAAUGACACCAAACUGUGGAAUCCACAGGAAUGCUUAUGUGGCUGUAGGUACACCAAAGAAUGCAGUACUGGAUUUUAUUUUGACCAGAAAACUUGCAACUGCUCGCCAGUUCCUAUAGUGAGGCGCCGAAUCAGUAAUAGCGAGUCUGCAGCACAUAACAGAUGGGAAGAAAAUUCACAUCUCAGCUAUGAAGUGAUACCACGAUCAGUAGUACCAAUGAAUAAAGUUGCAGAAAAGGAUGACGGAAAGUAAUAACUACUGAACUAUUAAUAUAUUAAUUCAAAAGAGAAACCAGUAAAACAUGAAGAACACGGAUACCUUUACCUUCAAAGUAUGGCAUUUAUGUCUGAUUUAUUCUCAACAUAAAUUUCUAAUUGUAUAAAUAGGAGUGCAUUUUGGACAAAAAGCCUGUCCAAUGCUCCACACUCGGAUUUCAUAUAUUUUAUAGAUACUUUUGAACUUCAUAAUCUGGUUGUAUAUUAUACUAGCAGCCUUCAUUAUAUUUUAAUUAUGGCAAUUUGUCAUGUAAAUUAAACAUAUCUAAUAACAGACGCUUAUCCAGUUGUUAAUGUAAUUUUUAAAUUUCCAAAAAUCUAUCUUUAUGCUAGUUUGAAAAGCCAACUACUAACUAACACUAUUCUCAGCUAGUCAAGAAAUUCCCCACCUUUCAUGGGACCCGAAGAUCCAUCAAUGAGCAUAAUCGUGAGCCAUUUAAAUUCAGUUCACAUUUUCACAACCUAUUUCCCCAAGACCCAAUUUAAUAUCAUCCUCUCAUCUCCAUAAUCUUCCAAGUGGCUGCUUUUCAAGUUUCCCUAUUAACCUUUAUCAUCCAUGUGUCACUGCUUACACAUGAUCCAGCUGGGGUUAAAGUCUAAUAGGCAGCCCUGUAGUAUGGAGGUUCAAAUCCUCAUUACCAGACAAUAAUAUAACAUAUAUACAUUUUGUCUUCUUCACCUUCAUCCGAGCUAAAACUAACAAGCUUGGAAAGCAUAUUCCAUAUCGAAAUACAUAUCUCUCCUCGUGCAUUCUUUGCAAUGUGCAUUUAGAGGUAUUAAAUUUGCCUUGUUUGAUGGCUCCCACUCUGGCCACCGGAUUGCAUCACCUCAAUGUCUACCUUACAACUUUCACCUGUCAUUACCACCACUUGUAGGAUAUUCAAAAUAUAUUUUUAAGGUUGUGCAGAAUAGCAUAACCUCCAUAUCAAAUUUCAUCCAAAUCCAUCCAGUGGUUCUCAAGCCAAAUCAAAAGUAUAGAUGGACAGACACAACCAGACCACAAUGCAUUCUCUCUUUACACUUCAUGCGAAGAACACACAAUAAAUGGGAACAGUUACAGUGAUUAAACUGGACGAUUUAUUGCUUUUGAAGUAAAAAUAUUAGGGCAACCAUCCCUGGACAAGGGAGCAAUAUAUAUGGAUUUAUCAAUGUUGAUUUUCUGGGUAGUAACGCUGUAUGGAAUUACAGCUAGUUAAUGUUUAAGGAGAAUGUUGACAUCUUCACUGUAGUGAGAACUUUAAAUCUCGUAACGUACAGAUUCAAAAAUCCCAACAUAUCCAUAAGUUCCAAGUUUAUAAAAUACACACCUGUAACUCACUGUUUGCUGCUGCUCACACACUCACUUUUCUCGUCUGCAAGGUGACUCCGAAGCUGUUUAAUAUAAUUCACAACAUUUAUAUUAUUUAAAAGUAGACUUCCAUGAAGUUCAGACAACUUUGAUAAGUUUGAAUUUAGUUUUUCUGAAAUAAUAAAAGUAAUAAGAUAUAAUUAAUUUAAGAUAUGAAACAGUACCUGAAUGUGUGUGUAAAAGUAGGCAUAAGUCAUAUUACACAAAUUUCUUUAAACAUGUUUAUUUUAUGAUCCCCAUUACUGUACUACCAAGAAAGAACCAUGGGUUCCGCAAUACACACUUUCUAAACUAAAACAUCCACAUGAAAAUGAGAUUUAAAUAUUAAAUUCUGUUGCAUAAAUAGGCAAUCUCUAUGCUAAAAUGCAGUGCUUAUAAAAUUUCUCAUGUAAGCAAAAACAGCAUUAAAUAACUCACUAAUGGCUGAUUUCAUUUAAGGAAACUAUUGAAUGAAAAAUGGACUUGUUUAUAAUAGCACAAUAGUAAAAUUUGUAAUAUGUUGGCAUGAAGUUUCAGUAUGAUGUCCACCUUCAUAAUCUCGUGGCCCGCAAGCCAAUAAGCAAAUGUAAAAAUUGCCCUUGGUCUGCAAAAGGUUGAGAAUCCCUGGUUUAAAUGUAAUAAAAAUAUAGAAAAUCUAGUUUGUCAAUAAAUUACAUGUCCUUACUGCCCAAAUGUAUAUUUUGUUAGUAUAUUCUUUCAGUCUAUCUUCAUACACUACUUGUAAGGUGUCCAUUUUGUACACUCAUAUCUAAAUUUUCCAAAACACAGUAAAUAAGUGUGGCAGGAGAGGCAAUCUGAGCCAGUAGAACUUUGAUUAUUUGGACUUUGAUGACGUCUCUGUUAACUGAGCAGGGUGGCUGGCAAAAUGGUGCUUUUGUUAAGAUGUAAGAAAAAGCAAAAUCAUGCAUGUAUAUAAUGUAUUUUGAACAUACUCUGUACAUAUACAUACUAAUGUACUGUAUUUUUAAUAAAAAUAUAUUUUAAAAUUA